Molecule: messenger RNA, 1244 nt
Organism: Rotaria sordida
Lineage: Eukaryota; Metazoa; Rotifera; Eurotatoria; Philodinida; Philodinidae
Source: the annotation of a GenBank genome assembly
UAUUUAUGAAUUUAAACCAAUUGAUCUUGAUGAUGGUCUUAAUGGUUUAGUUUCAAUUGAAUGUCUUAAUUGUACAUCAAAUUAUUAUUUUAAUUUAAUAAAAAAUAAUCUUACAAAUUCAUCAAUAUUAAUAACAAAAGUCAAUGUAACAGUACCUGAUGGAAUAUAUACACUUGCAUUUCUAUUACGUGAUCAUGGUUUACCUAUAUCACGUGAACGUUUUUAUACAUUAAAAUUUAAUUUAACUCAUCGUUUAAUAAAUGAAGAAGAAAAUAAUGAAAAUUUUUUUCUAACAACUUCUUCAAUGCCAUUUUUAAUGAGACAAAAAAAUUUUUUAUCAAAAUUAUUUUUAGAAAAAUUUCAAUGGCGUUUUCUUAUAUUAUUAGUUAUAAGUUGGUUUAUACUUGUUCUUACAGCUAUAUGGACAUGUUAUCGUUAUGAUCGUAUAUCAAUAAAAAAACGAAAUGAAAAUGAACAACAACAUCAACAAUUUGAAAUUCACGUAAGACAACAUGAAAUAAUUAAUCAACCAAUUACAGUUUUACCUAAAUCAUUAUCUCUUCCAAAUAACUCUCAACAACAAUAUGAAAAAGAAACAUUAACACAUGAUGAUGAUGAAAUUGAAGAUACAAGUUAUGAUGCUGAUCAUAUUAUAACUGAUGCUAAUUUCGUUUUAACUUCUGGUUGCGCAGCAAAUGAAUCGAAUAUUCGAUAUUUUGGAAACGGCGUUCAUUUUGGUUAUUUACCAUCUAAUAAUAACCUUUCAGCCAAUUUAAAUUCUAUUGCUAUUCGAAAUCAUCAUACACACGCAACACUUCGUUCAACAAGUUUUUCACGACUGCAUAACUCCUGUUCUCGUUGUCAACUAUCAUCUAUAAUGAAUUCAAGAGAGACAAUGUUAACAGAUGCCGGUAUGCUUUUUCUUUUUCUUUUUCUUUUUCUUUUCUUUUUUCUUAUUGUUUACUUUUUAAGAAAAGAACUUAGUUACCAUACAUGAUCCCAUUGGAGAAAUAACUCGAAGAAUAUUGGAUUAAAUUCUUUUCCAAUUUUUUUUGUGGUCUGUGCGUGUUGUAUCUCUCAAGAGAUUUACUAGACUAGAAAAGCUGACAGACGAGAGUGAAUCAGUAUUAUUCAUCACUGACUUGAAAGAUGAUUUAGCACAUACCAUAUGCUUCUUUUUCUUUUUCUUUUUUUGAUAUAUAUAAAACAAAUAUUCUUAUUUUUGUAAGAGAUUCUUGAAAAUA